Haliotis rufescens (red abalone) is the source of this 571-nucleotide messenger RNA. Its product is annotated as calmodulin-4-like. NCBI's taxonomy places the organism in Eukaryota, Metazoa, Mollusca, Gastropoda, Lepetellida, Haliotidae. The record is from RefSeq and is a predicted model, not a curated record. The transcript is spliced from 6 exons. Gene Ontology annotation, molecular function: calcium ion binding. Bases 72 to 536 code for a protein of 154 amino acids.
GGCAAGAUAUGCACAUUUAAGAACAGAACAAAACUUUGAGAAAUCGUCAUGAAUGUUUUCAGUCUUCAUCCAUGUCUCAUUCACGUUUGAGGAUUACACUUAGUUUUGUUUUUUCAUUACACACAACUAUGCUGCUUCUCCUCUGCUUGACGUUCGUCGGUCUGUGCGCUGGACAAGGAAACUUUCACGACCAGUACGCCAAGUUCUUCGAGAUUAAUGUUGACACUAACAACAAUAAGAUAGCCGACCUCUCCGAAUUCCAAGCCAACUUCGACUCGUUCGAUCUGAACAAGGACGGCCAGGUGCCGGUAGCGGAAUACGAGAAUGCAACUGGAACCGUGGGAGCAGGACCAGCCACGUUCUUCACCCUCAUUGACCCUAACAGCGACGGCGUGAUACACAGAACAGAAGUGCCCGCCAUCCUCAACAGCUUCGACGUCAACGGAGACGGCAAGGUCACGGAGGAAGAGUUUAUCACGCACUAUACCGAUCUUUACAAGAAGGCUCUCGCCAUGCAGAUUUCCGUUGGUAAAUAGAUGCCCCUUGUAUGAAUAAAGAUAUGUGAAUAGCC